Candidula unifasciata is the source of this 2307-nucleotide messenger RNA. The record is from the annotation of a GenBank genome assembly. Lineage: Eukaryota; Metazoa; Mollusca; Gastropoda; Stylommatophora; Geomitridae.
AUGACUGAGUUUGAGAGUGUUAGACUAUGGUUGCGGAACACGUACAACAUUGGAGUCUCUGAUGAAUGGCUGACAGCCUGUCUCGAGUGGAUACAGCAGGAGUAUCAGGGUGUCCUGCCGCCUGUGAAUGAUUUAUUGCCUCAAGUAUUUCAACAAUGGCUGCUGUCGGACCUCUCCGAGAUCGGGGAGCAAGUGCUUCCACAGAACAUUGUGAAUGAGGAGAAAUCAGAGCUUGUUGGUAACUACCCGCUUCAGCUACUUUCACUUGUGGAUGUAGGUUUCCCGCUUUAUGGCCAGAAACAAAAACUUCAAGGUCGUGUUAAUACAAAUGAGGAGGUCUCUGCAGAUAAGCCGUUUCAACCAGGCUGGGAACCCAAACCUUCUCGCAUGCUCCUGUUCAGGCUAACAGACGGACACACUCACAUACAAGCCUUGGAAUAUAAACAGAUCAAAGACUUACACGCAGAACUGCCAAGUGGGCUGAAGUUACUUGUUUCUGGAAAAUUCUUGUGUCGCCGAGGAGUCCUCAUGCUGACCCCUGAUUGUGUCCAGGUACUUGGCGGAGAGGUGGACACACUUGUAGAACAAAACACACCUUUAGCAGUCCUGGAGAGGGAAAUGAUGAGAAACCGGGAGGAUGAAGGGAAACAUGCCAAGACACAGUUCUCUGGAGCAUUUCUCUCUUGUGGGGCUGACAAGAUGCUGGACAACUCACAGAAACAAUUGAAGACUGAGGGCUACAGUGGACUGACUAGCUGUGCCAGGAUGUCUAGACCGGGCUCGCAGCAAGUGAAACUGGAACCUCGUGGGUUUGCUUCAUCCAGUCUUGGUCACUUCAGUUUGAAGCAGGAGACUGGCUCCAUAGACUCGAAGGUCAAGUACGUUGAACAGGAAUUCAAGCAUGUGGAGACAUGGCAGAAGCAAGAAGAUGACAUGAACUAUGACGACUGCUUCGGUGAUGACUUAGACCUUCAGGAGAUUGAUGCUUUUGACCGUGCUUCCCCUGCAGGGAUGCAGGAAGACACUUCAGAGACAAUACAUUCAGGCAUAGGAUUUCAUAGAUCAGAUUCUUGCAGAGUUUCAGACCUGAAACUGUCAACAAGUUUGGAUCAGUCUACAAACUUGUCAAAUGCAGAUGAUGUUUUUGAGGCGUUUGAUGAUGAUUUUGAGAUUGAUGACAUUUCUGAUGUCUUUGAAAGUAAUGACAGCAGUGUAUUUGGAUCGGCUUUACCUGGUGGGGUAGCAAGAAAUGCAUCCAAUUCAACAGCAACAAGUACAUUCAUGCAGAAUGCUGCUGCUGGUAGUAAUGGAAAGAACUCUCAAUCAACUCUUCAUCAAAGUACUCAACCAGUAAACACAUUGAUACAACAGAAGCCUUAUCUGUCCUCAUAUUCUGUGCCUGUAAAAGGUCUGCAAAAUGACACAUUGAUACAACAGAAGCCUUAUCUGUCCUCAUAUUCUGUGCCUGUAAAAGGUUUGCAGAAUGACUUGGCCAGAAAGAACAUUGUCAGGGUCAGAUCUAGUCCCCAAAAGAGGAUAGACAAUGUGGAAAGCUCGACCAGAAUUCCAGCUAAAAAACAGGUGAAGCUGUUGGAGAUGUUUGCUUCCAGCUGUGAUAAAAACAAGCCAAAGUUGAUGUCAUCGAAUGAUGACUUUACAAAAGCUGGCAGUGGCCCAGUGACUGAGUCACAUCAGAUGUUUGAUGAUGACUGUUGUAUAAUUGACAAUGGCCGAACAGCCCAAGAAUCCUGGCAGAAAACUAAUAUGACAUUGUCUUCAAAUUCAUCCUCAAAAUAUGUCACCACAUCUUCGUCUGGCAUGACAUCGUUUUCAAAUUCUUCCUCAAAAUGUUUACUAGACUGUGAUGACAGAACACCAUUCCAGUAUUUAUCUAGUUGGACUGAUGUGCAGCCUCCAGCAUCGUUGACCAUCAAGGCAUAUAUUUCAACACUGACUGACAAGCUAGGCACUAACGGUGGAGCAAACUGGUCUCUGUCUUGUAGAAUUAACGAUGGAACCGCAUGCAUGGACGUGGACUUGGCAGACAAUGUUCUGGCAGAAUUGAUUGGAUUUUCUGCCAAGGACAGUGUGAUCAUGCGACAGAAGAUGAAAACAGAACCAAGGGUGAAAGAUGUUUUAAUGGAGGGACUGUCCAAGUGCCAGCAGAAGCUGAUCAACAUGUCGUGUCUGAUGGAAGUGGACUUUGUCUCAGCAGUUAGAAAACCUGUGGUGAGGAAGUUGAUCCCCGUGUCCUCACAACAUGUUCUGCAGCUUCUAAAGCGGGUGGAGAAACUCUUGUCUGUUUGA